Molecule: messenger RNA, 3134 nt
Organism: Hypomesus transpacificus
Lineage: Eukaryota; Metazoa; Chordata; Actinopteri; Osmeriformes; Osmeridae
Gene: etv1
Product: ETS variant transcription factor 1
Exons: 13
Coding region: 198-1640 (480 amino acids)
Biological process (GO): regulation of transcription by RNA polymerase II; cell differentiation
Cellular component (GO): nucleus
Molecular function (GO): DNA-binding transcription factor activity, RNA polymerase II-specific; sequence-specific DNA binding
Source: RefSeq, a predicted model, not a curated record
AGCGACACCAACCUAGUGAGCGGCGAGAGCGCAAGCAUCAGACGGGAAGCUCAGGAACAGACUCGCCUUUCUUUCAAGAUACACUCUCAUUGACGAAUGUCGUGCGUAGCUUGUUAGGUAGGGCUGACCGGACAGCAGGCUCAGUGGAAAGCUCUUGGUGUCGACUCAUCUUGUUUCUAAAGCACUACAAUUACAGAAUGGAGCGAUUUAACGACCAACAAGUGCCUUAUAUUAAUUCUAAUAAACCACAAGGGAAAAAGACAUGCAACGAGAGACCAGCAAAUGACAGAAAAAGGAAAUUCAUUAACUCUGACCUGGCCCUGGACACUGAAGAACUCUUUCAGGACCUCAGUCAAUUGCAGGAGACCUGGCUGGCAGAGGCCCAAGUUCCCGACAAUGACGAGCAGUUUGUCCCAGACUUCCAGACUGAAAACUUGGCGUUCCACGGACUGCAGCUGAAGAUCAAGAAAGAACCCCACAGCCCAUGCUCAGAGUUGGGCUCCAACUGUAGCCAGGAUAGGCCCUUCAAACUCCAAUAUGGAGAGAAGUGCCUGUACAAUAUCAGUGCCUACGAGCAGAAGCAGCCAACAGGAAUGAAGCCCUCCAGCCCAGCCACCCCCCCCUGCAGCACCUCCGUGUCCCCACUUCACCAUGGUUCCCCCACAGCGGCCCCCACCCCUACACCCAAACCUGACAGGACAUACCCCCACCUAGAGCCCUCCCAGACCCUCCCUGACAGCACCUACGCUAUGGACCACAGAUUUCGGCGCCAAUUGUCAGAGCCAUGCCACUCUUUCCCCUCCCCGGCAUCAAUGUCACGGGACAGCAGACCCAUGUACCACAGACAGAUGUCAGAGCCUAACAUCCCAUUCCCCCUUCAAGGAUUCAAGCAGGAGUAUCCCGACCCCCUUUAUGAGCACCCCACCAUGGUUGGUGCCCCUGUCCCGCCAACUUACCCCUCCUCCAUGAUGAUCAAACAGGAGCCUAGAGAUUUCACCUAUGAUUCAGAAGUGCCUAGCUGCCAUUCUGUCUACCUAAGGCAAGAUGGCUAUCUGGCUCACCCCAACAGGACUGAAGGCUGUAUGUUUGACAAAGUGGUUAGGCACUUCUACGAUGAUACCUGCGUGGUCCCCGAAAAGGUUGAAGGUGACAUCAAGCAAGAGUCUGGCCUUUAUCGUGAGGGACCAACGUACCAGCGCAGAGGGUCACUUCAGCUCUGGCAGUUCCUGGUGGCUCUCUUGGAUGACCCUUCCAACUCCCACUUCAUCGCUUGGACUGGACGUGGCAUGGAGUUCAAGCUAAUUGAGCCAGAGGAGGUGGCACGUCGAUGGGGUAUACAGAAAAAUCGACCCGCUAUGAACUACGACAAACUCAGCCGAUCAUUACGCUAUUACUACGAGAAGGGAAUCAUGCAGAAGGUGGCAGGGGAGAGAUACGUGUACAAGUUUGUGUGCGAUCCAGAGGCUUUGUUUUCCAUGGCAUUCCCUGACAAUCAGCGACCUGUCCUGAAGACAGACAUGGAGCGGCAGAUCAACGAGGAGGACACAGUGCCACUGUCACACUUUGACGAGAGCAUGGCAUACGUGCAGGAAGCGCCCUACUGCAACCCUCACCCCUACAGCGAGGGCUACGUUUAUUAACGUCAGUUGAUUUCCCAAACCAAACUGUACCCCAAUAACAAUUAUUACCAGAGUGGAAAAAAACUCAAGUAUACCCUUUUUUCCUUUUGACGUCCACGUCUUACUGCAGGAUGGAGAGUGCACUUUAUGGACAGGGACUGACAAUGUGUGAACCUGCGUGAUGGUUUGGUUAUUUUUUGUUUGGUUAUGUUUCUAUUCCAGAUGAGGUUUUUUCCUGAGCAUGCCACAUUGUUAUGAGACAAGACUCAAAGGCCAAUGGUCAUGUAUGAACAUGGUCAAUGAAAGGAGCAAGUUUUUCUGACCCUCUCAACGCUUCCAAUAAUUUCUUUCAGCCUUAUUUCUUUUAUGUUGUUUUAUGUUAAUUGUCCUUAUCACCAUUGUGUACUUUCUUACUCAUUUAAGUGAAUAAUACAAUGUAUUGUAAUGACAUGCUUUUAAGAUACUUUUAUGGUGAAGUGACAUAAUUAUAGACUUGAAAAGUAAUGUAAUAACAAUUCUUAGUGGUCCUCAAUACUGCCUGGCUGACAGUUUUAAAGUUGCACCUUUACCUGCCAAUACUGUCUGGCCCUCAACCACUCAUCCACUUUGUCACAGACAACUGUGUGUGGUAUGUAGAUAUGAUAAAUAAUACAGUACAUGAUGUUAUAAAUAUUGGAUCUAUAUAACAUUUGCUGAUAUACUGUAACUGUGUUUUGGCAGUGAUGGACUUUGUUGGUUAGUGAGACUGCGUUGGUGUAAACGGAUUAAAUCAAAUUCACCAUUGUGAAACUUCUGGAUUAAAACAUUUCUAUAUACUCAUUGAGCAUAUUAAGUAUUUUAUAGUCAAAAAACAGGUACUAUAAUUUACUUACAUGUAAUUUAUCAGUUGACUACUGUUUGAAAAAAAAAUCCCAUUUGUUGUUUGCUGCUCAAAUACCUACUAGUUAUUUAUUCAGUUGAUCUAUGAUUUUAAUGUCAAAUUGUGUCAAAUAAUCACUGCAUAAAAUAUCACAAUAUAUCUACAAAAUUAUUUUCCUCCAUUGUUUUGGGAUACAGUACAUGUAAUUGUCAACAAUAGCAAAGUAACAUCACUCAAAUCACUCACAGUCAAAUAUCCAAUCAGACCAUUUCCCAAAAUAGUUUUGCAUUUGUAAAAUAUUUUAAAUUGCCAUAGUAUGUAAAUUGCUUAUACUUGCAUUGCCAUUGAUAGAGUUGUUUUUAAUUUUAUAAAAAGCAUCAUCAAUAUUUAGAAUUUUAUAACGUGAUGAAGUCAUGUCAUAACAAAAAUUGUGUUUCAUUGUAUGAUCAGGUAAAUGCACAUUGGUUGCUGCUUCAAAUUGUAAUUGUAUUUUGUAGUCUUCAAAAAAUUAUGGCAGCUACGGUCUGCAAUGCAUUUUUUUAUCCAAUGUUUUUUGUUUUGUUUUUCUCAAACAUUAAAAAAGGUUGGUCAGUCAACAUUUAUUUUCUGUAAGUAUAUGUGUUUGGGAUGGGAUUGGCAAUAGCAAACAUUCUGUA